This is a messenger RNA of Morone saxatilis (striped sea-bass), 2413 nucleotides long. It is a transcript of the gene agtr1b, whose product is annotated as angiotensin II receptor, type 1b. Gene Ontology annotation, cellular component: membrane. Lineage: Eukaryota; Metazoa; Chordata; Actinopteri; Moronidae. The record is from RefSeq and is a predicted model, not a curated record. Gene Ontology annotation, biological process: G protein-coupled receptor signaling pathway; regulation of vasoconstriction; immune response. The transcript is spliced from 2 exons. Bases 409 to 1500 code for a protein of 363 amino acids. Gene Ontology annotation, molecular function: angiotensin type II receptor activity.
GAUCUUGUGUGUGUUUGUGUGUGCGCAGACUGUUGGCCACAGAAAGAGAUGGGCUAGGACAAUACGUAGCUGGCUGGCUCCAAUAUAAUUCAUUCAUCAUUGUAGUGUGUGUGUGUGUGUGGAGAGUAGUAGGGGUGGGGGGUGUGUGUUAGUGUGUUUGUGUGUCAGACGGUAUUCCUGCUCGUCUCGCUCCACCAGUUAAGUUAAAUCAGAGGCAGUCACUGGCACACUGUGGUGGUCUCUCUAUCUCUCUGUCUGUCCUGCUCUGAAAGCAUCAACAGCCUCCUGGUUCAGCACCACAGGACUCGCUGAGGCCCUCGCCCAAGGCCGGUAUCAGUCACCACAGACGCACCCUGCCGACAGGGCCCCCUGUUUAAAAGUCCCAGGAACUGGCACUAAAAAGGGAAAAUGCAGAAUAUAACGGCAGGAGCGACAGAAGGGAUAGCUCUGACAUGCGGCAUGUCUGGAAGCCAUGACUUCAUCUUCACCCUGGUACCCAUCGUCUACGGCUGUAUCUUUGUCAUCGGCAUUGUCGGAAACAGUUUGGUAGUGGCUGUCAUCUACUGCUACAUGAAGCUCAAGACUGUGGCCAACAUCUUUGUGCUCAAUCUUGCUGUUUCUGACCUUACCUUUCUUAUUACUCUACCCAUGUGGGCCACCUUCACCGCCACAGGCUAUCACUGGCCCUUUGGAGGAUUCCUAUGCAAAGCAAGUGCAGGGCUGGUGAUUUUUAACCUUUACACCAGCAUCUUCUUCCUCACAGCACUCAGCAUCGACCGUUACCUUGCCAUCGUCCACCCAGUGCGAUCGCGCAGGUUCCGCACUGUGGUGUACGCACGCAUCACCUGUGUAGUGAUCUGGCUUUUUGCCUUUGUGCUUAGUGUGCCCACAGCACUGACCAGGGAUGUCCACAACAUCACAAACUCUAACACUACAGUGUGUGGCAUUCUGCACCCAAAAAUCGAAAAUGUCAUUAGAUUGAAGGAGCUCCUGCUGGCCAUCAGCUUCAUGAAAAGCCUGCUGGGCUUCCUGGUGCCCUUCGUUAUCAUCAUCACCUGUUACUGCCUUAUUGGACAGGCACUGGUGGGGGCGAGACACAUCCAGAAAAGCACCCGUUCCAGGGAUGACGAAGUACUGCGCAUGCUUGCAGCAGCUGUCCUUGCCUUCUUCUUGUGCUGGGUGCCCCAUCAGGUCUUCCACUUAAUGCAGUUGCACACCCAGCUGACAGUGGUGGAGGACUGUGCCAUCCUGGAAAUCAUUGACACUGCCAUGCCCUUCACCAUCUGCAUUGCCUACUUCAACAGCUGCGUUAACCCAAUUGUAUACGGCUUCGUGGGACGCAGCUUUCGCAAAAAAGUACUGCGUCUGUUGUGUUGCUCGCCAGGUGCAGCGACAGGGCCUCACCCGAGCAUCAGCUCCAAGAUGAGCGCCCUCUCUUUCCGUGCCUCUGAGGCCUUGAGCCUCACAGCCAAAAGUAAGGCCUCCUCUGACAUUAAGUAAGGAAAGAAAUGAAGAAAAGGGGUACAAGUUCACUCUCCCCGCUCUUUUGGUCUGUGGUUAAGGGGCCGGGGAUGGCAGACAUUCCAUGCUUUAAAAACCCCCACUGUAUUAUCAAGCACUGAACCAUGCAGAAUGGUUGAAAUGUUGUAUUCAUGUCUCUCUGUAAGUAAGUCCAAGAGAAAUUUGCUACCUUUUGCAAGGCUUAUCUGCAGAAUAAUUAGUCAUAAUCCAUCACAUGUCACACAACAUUCACGCUCUACACAAACAUCUGGUUUAAAAAAAAAUGCAGGAAUGAACUAUCAUCAGUAGAGAUUUGCCCUGCUAGAAAAGACUAUAUAUAAUUACAGAAAGUGUAUCCAUUUAUUUAUAUAACAUAUGCAUGUACUGCAGGAUUUUGUUGCCAUUGUGACUUCAGGAUACAGUGCAGUAAUAUAUUGUCCAGUGAUAACCAUUCUGUGUGCACAGCAGGUCUUUCACCAGUUGGAACAGUGAUCAAGUGCUUAUCAAAGAUGCCAUAGCUUAAAAAAAAAAAGGAAAUAUAUAAGCCCCCCAUGCAUACUCUGCCAAAAGCUGUAUACAUGGCACAAUUGAUGUGAUGAAAAUGUAUAUCAUUUAGUAACAAUAUUUGACUAUGAUAACUUGUGCCUGUAUGCUAUAUGUGAUAAUGUCAAAUGAUGUGCUCUUUGUAAUGUAUAAUAAGUGUUUGCAUAAUAAGGUUGAAAUGCUGAAAUGUUGCCUAUUCUGGGAGUAACAUGUUGUAUAAAUAAGAGUGCUACAUGAACACUCCAGGUAGAGUGAUCAUUGUCAGUAUCUCUGGUUGUCUUUGUGGUAUUUAAACAUGUUCAUAGAUUUGUUUUCCUACUCUGUAAAUGUACAGUUUGUGAAUAUAUAAAAAUGUGAAUAAAAUGGAAAA